This is a messenger RNA of Salvia miltiorrhiza (redroot sage), 2486 nucleotides long. RefSeq names its product TOM1-like protein 9. Gene Ontology annotation, biological process: protein transport to vacuole involved in ubiquitin-dependent protein catabolic process via the multivesicular body sorting pathway. Gene Ontology annotation, molecular function: phosphatidylinositol binding; ubiquitin binding. The record is from RefSeq and is a predicted model, not a curated record. NCBI's taxonomy places the organism in Eukaryota, Viridiplantae, Streptophyta, Magnoliopsida, Lamiales, Lamiaceae. The transcript has 10 exons. Bases 245 to 2083 code for a protein of 612 amino acids.
AAAAUAAUUAGCUCCACUUUUAUAUAUGCAAAUAUAGAAGAUUCCAAUUAUUUUUGUCACCCCAUAAUGCAGCAAAAAUCUCAAUCCACUUGAUAAAAACCUGCGAUCUGACGCCCUCGAGAAAUUCAAUUAUUUAAAAUUGAAGUUUAAUCUCGGAGGGCGUUUGCCGGAAUUUCCUGACUGGUUCCGCCGUCGGUGUCGCGGCGGCUCCGGUUGUGAUCACUGAUUUUUUUAAAAAGCGAAAAUGGUGAAUGCGAUGGUGGAAAGAGCUACCAGCGACAUGCUGAUCGGUCCAGAUUGGGCGAGAAACAUCGAGAUCUGCGAUAUCUGCACUGCGGAUCCCUCACAAGCAAAAGAUGUUGUAAAAGGUAUAAAGAAUCGCCUACGUAGCAGACGGCCCAAAGUCCAGCUCCUUGCCCUGACUCUAUUGGAGACCAUUGUGAAGAACUGUGGUGAUAUUGUCCAUAUGCUUGUUGCUGAGAGGGAGUUGCCACGUGAGAUGGUGAAAAUUGUGAAGAAGAAGCCGGACUUUCAUGUGAAAGAGAAGAUAUUAAUAUUAAUAUAUACUUGGCAAGAAGCCUUUGGAGGACCAAGGGCAAGAUAUACCCAAUACUUUGCAGCUUAUCAGGAGUUGUUGCGCCUUGGAGCAGUUUUCCCCCGAAUUUCUGAGACGUCAAUACCUGUUUUUGCACGACCAUCUUACCCACAAAAUAUCGGUAGUUCCGAGUCUAGACUGCCUCCAGCUAAUUCAUCCGUUGAACCUGAAUUUCCAACAUUGAGCCCGACAGAAAUUGAAAAUGCACGUGAUAUUAUGGAUGUCCUUGCAGAAAUGCUGAACGCCAUAGGUCCUGAUAACAAAGAGGAAGUAAACCAAGAUCUCAUUAUUGACUUGGUGGAAAAGUGCCGUACCUAUAAGCUUAGAGUGGUACAUCUUGUUAACUCAACAACGGAUGAAUCACUAUUAUGUCAAGGACUGGCUCUAAAUGAUGACUUGCAACGUGUUUUGGCUAAACAUGAAUCAAUUUCUUCUGGCUCUAUCCCUGUUCAAUCAGAGAGCAAAAAACCUGAACCUGCUCAAGCCUUGGUCAAUAUUGAUGCUCCUCUUAUUGACACUGGUGACGAACAAUCAGAAAAAGGAUCGACGUCGGAAGCUAAUUUAGACAGACAGUUGCUGCUCACAGUCACUGCUCCUCCAGCAUCUAAUGGCCAAUUGACAACUACAGCGAAAGUUGAUCUUUUGAGCGGAGAUGCAUUCAACUCACCGACAGCAGACUCUCUGGCACUUGUUCCUUCAUCGGAGCCUCAGCCACCGAGCCCAGCUGCAUCCCAGCAGAAUAUUCUUGCUCUGGUUGAUAUGUAUCCGCAGAGUAACAUUCAGUCCUCAAGUAAUGGUCAAUCUCCACAGCCGUCUCUACUCCCUAACGGAAGUGCUUCGAGUCUGAUUGUACCGCAACAUGACCAGCCGACUUACGCUCAAGGAUCUGCCUUCGCGUGGAAUGGUCAGACGAACCAGCAACAACUGCCAAACUCACCAAUUUAUGGUGAUUCUCAAAGUAGCAGUGCUCUUCCUCCUCCCCCUUGGGAAGCCCAGCUGGACAACAGCAUGCCAGCCGUUAGCCAACCUCAAGAAUCACAAGCAGUGGCCAACGACUUCCAGCCAUCGCCUAGCGGGGCCUACAUUCCACGACCGCAAACCGAGUCAAAUAACCCGGUGGCCGGAUCAUAUAUGCAUCCAAGCCACCCGGGCAACCAGAUGAUGGGGGCCUUGCAACCCAUGGGUGCGUAUCAUCAACCAGUGCAAUCCAACCAGAUGGGGUAUGCGUAUCCUCAACAGAUGCACGGCAACCAAAUGGCUGGCUACUGCUACAGCUAUGGAUACGGUUACGGUUACAGCCCGGAGCAAAUGCACAACGCCCAGUAUCUUGAGCAGAAUAUGUCUGGCUUAGCAUUGAGGGACGGCGGUGCAUCUUCUUACUCUGUACCGUACGUGCCAUCUGGAAAGCCGACGAAACCGGAGGACAAGCUCUUCGGAGACCUUGUUGACAUCUCCAAAUUCAAACCAGCAAAAGCCACAGCAGGUUGAACUGGGAGCUUGUGACACUUGCUUCUUGUGUUGUGCCUUGGUAUCUCUUAAUUCCUUUUGCCCUUUUUUGCUCUUUUUUUUUUUUUUUUUGUAUUUUUGUUUGUUUGGGCUACAUCAUUAUUUGUAUUGGCCUGCAUUCACCUCCUCCCUCCAUCCCUCUCUCUCUCUCUCUCUCUCUCACACACACACACACACACACAUAAAAUAAAGGGGGGAGGGAGCAUUCUUUGAGGGUAGGGCUUCUUUAUUUUUUAUUAUGCACCAUUUUUUAGCAUUUCCGGUCAGGAAAUGCAACAAUUAUACAUAAUGAAUGGAAAAUACGAUAUAUGUAAUGUAAUGUAAUGUAAGUAUAUGAUUGAACCAUUUUAAUUGAAUGAAUGAAGCUCAGGUCCUUCAAAGUUAA